Molecule: messenger RNA, 1616 nt
Organism: Lemur catta (Ring-tailed lemur)
Lineage: Eukaryota; Metazoa; Chordata; Mammalia; Primates; Lemuridae
Product: CMRF35-like molecule 8
Exons: 7
Coding region: 96-995 (299 amino acids)
Cellular component (GO): plasma membrane
Molecular function (GO): transmembrane signaling receptor activity
Source: RefSeq, a predicted model, not a curated record
UCCCCUGGGAGGUUUCGGGGGUUAGGGGGUUGAGGUCUCGGGUCCAGCUGGGGCCCAGUGUUGUUGCAGAUGGUGUCUGUGCUGGAGACGGGACCAUGUGGCUGUCCUCAGCCCUGCUGCUUCUCUGGGUCCCAGGCCGUUUCUCUCUGGGUGGCUCCAACAGAGUGACGGGCUCCGUGGGGGGAUCCCUGAGCGUGCAGUGUCCCUAUGAGGAGGAAUACAGGAGUGCAAAGAAAUACUGGUGCAAAAGAUCCUUUAUCAUAGUAUGUGGCAAGAUCGUGGAGACGCAAGACUCAGAGAGAGAAGUGAGGACAAGCCAAGUGUCCAUCACAGACCACCCUGCAAACCUGACCUUCACGGUGACCAUGAGGAGCCUCAGGGUGGAGGACGCAGGCACAUACCUGUGUGGAAUCAAUAGGCGCUUUUUUGAUGUCAUCUCCGAGUUUGAGGUGUUCGUGUCCCCAGCAUCAACACCAGUGGUGCCCACAACUGUCACCAUAGCCGGGACAUCAGCAGUCACGACCGAAGUUCCAACUGUGCCAUCCACUGCCCUGUCUGCAGUGAGUGCCACUGGCAGUGCCAGCUUCCAGGACGAACCCCAGAAGAGCUCGGGCCCACGGCUCGUGCUGCUGCUCUCCUUGUUAGCAUUUUUGCUGCUGCUGUUCAUGGUGACCUCACUGCUGGCCUGGAGGAUGUGUCAGAAACAGGUCAAAGCUGGUGAGUUUCCAGAGCUGUCCCAGGGCCCCAGGCAGGCUGCCGAGCAAAGUGAGCAGCACUAUGUGAUUCUGGAGCUGCUGACGAGGCCCCUGCGGGAAGAGCCAGUGCCACCGAGGCAGGUGGAGGUGGAAUACAGCACCCUGACUGCCCCCAGGGAAGAGCUUCACUACACCUCGGUGGUGUUUGACGGCCAGAGCCAGGACUCUAACGGCCACGGAAUUUCUGCCCGGAGGCCCCGGGAGGAGGAGCCCGAGUACAGCGUGAUAAGGAAGAAGUAGCCCUUGGUCCAGCCUUGACAUCUGGAGCUCUCCUUGGCCCCCAGGAAGCCCAGUGAUGGCCCCUGUAGUCCUCACCCACGUUCCCCUCAGCCUGCUGUCCUCGACAGUGACAACGGCAGGCAGCUGGGGUCCCCGGGGCUGUCCCUCUUGCACCAUGAACCCAGCCAGCUUCACUGAGGACAGGCAGGGACGGGGGUUCUGGGGGACCAUCUCAUCUCUCCUCUUUGUCCUUGUUUUGUCCUGGCUCUGUGUGUGGAGGAUGCAGCUCCUCCGUCCUGUCCCGUGUGGCUCCAGGAAAACACGUCGCUCAGACAGGACGGCACCUGCGAAUAGCUCUGUACAUCACAGCCCCGCAGCCACGGCGGGGAAUGCCUGGGCGUGGGAGGAAUAGAAUGCAAAGAUACGUGUCCACGAGCAGGGAACACAGCAGCACCAAAGAUCAAAUCCCUCCCAUUUCACAGACAAGGAAACUGAGGCCUGGAGAGAUGAGAGACUGUGUGUGGCUCUGGAACUGGCGGCAAGCGCCUUCGGACUCUUAGCUCGGGUUAUUUUUCAAUAUAAGAGGUAUAAAUAGUCUCAAAUAUCUCAUUGAAGGAGAAGAACAAAGCUGUUUAAACAAUG